UCGAUCUCUCUUCGCUAGACCACCUUCGUCUCCCUCGUUCGACCAAAGUCCUCUCUCCAAUAAUGCAUUCUCCAUCAACCGUUCGAUGGUGGAUUCCAUCCGCAAGAGACACCCGACUAAAGCUCUCUCCCUCUUCAAGAAGCAGCUCCAGCUGGGCUUUCCUGGCGACGUCGACGAGGCCACCAUCUCCCUGGCGCUCAAGGCCUGCAAUGGAGACCUCGGGCUAUGUCGCCAGGUCCAUGGCUUCGCCAUCUCUUCUGGGUUUGUUUCGUUCACCACGGUUUCGAACUCUCUGAUGAAUGCUUAUGCUAAAGGUGGGAACUUUGACCGAGCUCUGUACAUCUUCGAGAACUUGGAGCGGCCCGACACCGUUUCUUGGAAUACCGUUCUAUCUGGUUUCCCGGAUGGUGAAGACGCGUUGGGUUUCGGUGUUAGGAUGAAUUCGAGUGGGGUUGGUUUCGAUGCGGUUACAUGCACUACUUUGCUUGCUAUUUGCUUGGAUUACGAAGGGUUCCUGUUCGGACUGCAGUUGCAUGGUCUAGCGAUUAAAUUUGGAUUGGAUACUGAAGUUUUUGUGGGCAACGCUCUUAUAACUUUGUAUUCGAGACAGGACAUGCUGGAACAUGGCAGGAAGGUGUUUGAUGAAAUUCCCAGUAGGGAUAUGGUUUCGUGGAAUGCGAUGAUAUCGGGCUACACGAAAGAAGGAAGUUAUGGGGCGGAGGCGAUACGGUUGUUUAUUGAAAUGGUGAGGGAAGGCAUGAAGCUUGAUCAUGUCUCAUUUACUAGCGCUGUUUCGGCUUGUGGCUAUGAGAGAAAUUGGGAGCUUGGGAGACAAAUUCACGGCCUGACGAUAAAAGUUGGAUAUGAGAAGCAAGUCUCUGUUGGUAAUGUUUUGAUCUCUAAUUAUUUGAAGUCUGAGGCCGUGGAGGAUGCCAAAUUGGUAUUCAUGAACAUGAGCGAGCGAAAUGUUGUCUCGUGGACUACAAUGAUCUCCAUGGAUGAAGAUGCCGUGUCUCUUUUCAAUUAGAUGAGAGUGGAUGAAGUUUACCCAAAUGAUGUUACAUUCGUUGGACUUCUGCAUUUCAUAACAAAUAACAAUUUGGUCAAAGAAGGCGAAGAGAUUCACGGAUACUGCUUAAGGACUAGUUUUUGCUCAGAGUUGAAUGUUUCCAAUAGCCUCAUCACAAUGUAUGCAAAAUUUGGAACCAUGGAAAAUUCGUUGAAGAUUUUUGAAGAGCUCAACUAUAGAGAAAUCAUAUCUUGGAAUUGCUUUGAUAUCUGGGUACACCCAAAAUGGACAGUGCCAGGAAGCAGUCGAGACUUUCUUUUCGGCGACAAAAGAGCUACAGCCUAAUGCAUACACAUUCGGCAGUGUACUGAGUGCCAUAGGAGCUGCUGAGGCUAUUUCUUUGAGGCAUGGCCAAAGAUGCCAUUCCCAUCUAGCAAGGAAUGAAGGUUAUUGUGGCUAUAAGAAAAGUUUUUCAAUUUUUACCUUUCUAUCAAGGAAGGGUCACUAGGCACACUUGUGAAU
Molecule: messenger RNA, 1531 nt
Organism: Syzygium oleosum
Lineage: Eukaryota; Viridiplantae; Streptophyta; Magnoliopsida; Myrtales; Myrtaceae
Product: pentatricopeptide repeat-containing protein At4g32430, mitochondrial-like
Exons: 1
Coding region: 86-1027 (313 amino acids)
Biological process (GO): RNA modification
Cellular component (GO): intracellular membrane-bounded organelle
Molecular function (GO): RNA binding; protein binding
Source: RefSeq, a predicted model, not a curated record